AUGUUGUUGGUACAUUUCGACUGCUCUAUUUUGUGGGUCUCUGACCAAAGUAUCCUAACGGACACAUUCACAAUUGACGCAGUUUAUUUGGGCGGACCAUACACGGGUAUGCCAGAAUUCAAGAACUGGAGUGUCAAUUUGGGCAGGAAGAACCGUGCGUUGAAACUGUGGAUGGUUUUGCGCAACUGUGGCCUCGAGAAGAUACGAAUACUGAUGAGGAAGCACCAUCAGUUGGCCAACCUAUUCGCACACCUAAUCGAAAGUGAUACCCGUUUUCAACUGGUAAACGAUGUUCGUCUGGGACUAGUAUGUUUCAACCUGAAGACGGGAAACAAAGCGAACAAAGAACUAUUUAGAAUGCUGCGCCACGAAAGACAGUUGUUCUUAACCUCCGGAUCUCUGCCCACCCACAUUGGCGAAAAAGAUGCCAGCGAAUUUCUAAGAUUUGUCUCCAAUCACCAGGCUACCUUGGAGGAUAUUGAACGUGCUGUAAGGAUAAUAACGAAUACUGCCACCAGAGUGCUUCAGCAAAGCCCAAAAUAACAGCGAGAAGAACAGCCAAUUUUUGUGUUUUAUUAUUCAUGGUUAUGAGGUUACAUCUUAAGACAUUUU
Dicrocoelium dendriticum is the source of this 612-nucleotide messenger RNA. The record is from the annotation of a GenBank genome assembly. Lineage: Eukaryota; Metazoa; Platyhelminthes; Trematoda; Plagiorchiida; Dicrocoeliidae.